This is a messenger RNA of Candoia aspera, 3653 nucleotides long. Its product is annotated as KIAA0753 ortholog. The coding region runs from base 108 to 2561 and encodes 817 amino acids. The transcript is spliced from 16 exons. Gene Ontology annotation, biological process: protein localization to centrosome; centriole replication. NCBI's taxonomy places the organism in Eukaryota, Metazoa, Chordata, Lepidosauria, Squamata, Candoiidae. Gene Ontology annotation, cellular component: centriolar satellite. The record is from RefSeq and is a predicted model, not a curated record.
GGAGAGGCGGGAUCGGCUCCCCCUGUAGCGGACCUCCGCUAUGGCUCUUCUGUAGCCUCCUUCCGGUAGCUCGUCAGUAACCUCAUGAACAGGAGAUUGAGCUUCUGAUGAUUGUGAUGGAGCUGCAAAAAGCAACUACAGCUGGUAUUCCUUUGACAUCCCACCCACAGCUGACCAAAAGUGACCCAAAGGCCCCACAGAUACAGCUCCAGUUCAGUCAGAACACUCCUGCAUUGCCUGAAAACCUGUCUGUCCGCUACACCAGUCCCUCUCCAAUUAUCAUAGAAAAGCUGAAGCAGCCAGUGAUUCAACAGAAUCAAGAUGCUGGUGAUAGAGUUGAUCCAAGGGGCUCUGUUGAAUUCUCAGUUGUAUCUGAAGAGAAGCUCAACCUGGCUGUUCAGUUGGCCAAAAGAGAUGUGAAAAGAAAGCACCUGCAAGAGCAAGUGAAGCAGCAUCUCACCAAGAUGGAUAAGCGUCCUGUGGGGUGUCGUUGGGGAAAGGAAUCAGGGAAUGUUGCAGGGUUGAGAGCAACUAAGUCCCACCUGAAGUAUGAACACCAGCUUAAUAAUCGUUCCAAGAUGGAGACAGCUGGCUCUGGAGCAAAAGUCCUCCUUUGUGCUCCAAGUCGUGUCACGUCAGAACCCGCUUUGUCUGAUUCUCCACCAACCCACGAUCCAGGACCUGGGCCCAAAAAAGAGGAAGACAAAAGUGCCAUAGAAAUCAGAAGGCUACAAAAAGAGCUUCAGAAUUACAUUCAGAAAAUUGAACUGCUAGCAACAAAAGAGAGAAGUGAAGAAUAUUUGGAUCCUGAGGAAGAACGCCGUGUCCAUAUUCGGAGGCAGGAGCAAACUGUGCGCUCUGCCCGAAUGCUCUAUGUGCUCCAGCAACAGGUAAAACAAAUCCAAGAAGAACUGGAGAAGCUGAGUCCCCUUAAAAUUAAACACACAAAGAAGUCACGGGCUAUGGCCAGGCUGGCAGCAGCUCACCGAGGUGCCAUCCGAGCUCUGCAGAUGUUUGUCGCUCGUUUUGCUGACCAGUCAGAGCAGCAGUCUGCCUCUGCUCACUGCAAGGAGCUGGGCAAUCUCAUCCGGCAGCUCUCUCUCUGUUCUGCCUGCCUCGAGAUGGACUCGUCCAUUCCUGAUACCAUCGUAGAUCUGCUGCUGCAAAUUGAGGACUUAGACUCUGUGUUGUCCAAAAAGGAGCCUCCCAAGAAAGGGCAGGAAUGGCUCUCCAACUCUCAAGCUGAGGCACCAAAAGGCACCAACAGAUUGCCAAAAAAAGAAAAAUCUCGUGUGCUGGACCAAAAAAAGCCUUCAGUGGCCUGGAAACUUCUUCCUGAUGAACAUCCAGAAUCUGUAAUCCUGUUACCACACAAGACAAUCAGUCACUGCAACCCAAGAGCCCAGGAAGAUGUACUCCCUCCUGAGCGAGAGGCAGUUGUACAGUACAUGAGGGAGGCCGUGGGGAGACCAGGACCUUUGAAAGCAGGCUCUGGUUCUGACAGUGGAACCCUGAAGAAGAGGGGAGUCCUGUUUUCCAUCAGACCUCAGGGUAGCCGUCAACCUCCCGGAACAAAAGCAGCGCGGCCUGUAACCAAACAGGCCCGGUUUCUAGAGCCCACCGUUGCAUUCCGACUCAAGGAGACCAAACCACCCAUCCGAGAUAGCAGGGUCCCAUGGAUGCCUCCCAGUCUCAAGUCCCCUCUCUCCCGCUCUUUGCGGCACCUGGAGAAAAGUCCUGAAAAUACCGAGCCAUCCCUGGAGAUGGAGACAAAGGGAGAAGGAAUCCCUGAGAAAGAAGUGCCCAGGGAGAAUGGCGCUUCUCCGACUCUGAUUGUAGAGGACGUAGAGCAAGCUGUUCAUGAGUGUCUGGAGCCCCUUUUGGCAAAAGCACAGGCUGCAACAAGUGUGCCAGGUAACUGCUUGGAGGAUUGCCAUCUGGAAGAGUGCAAGAAGAUGGAGCGUGAGACUGUUUCUGCGCUCAGCAUGUCUGAUCUGGAGACAAUGAUGAAGAGGAUGGAGGAAAUAGAGCACUACCAAGAAGCUGUGCGCAGACGGUACAACCAGAUUGCUUAUUCUGAUGCUGAUUUCUGGAUUCAGGAGAGCAAAGAGGAAGAGUCUGCAGUGAGAGACCAACAACCUGGGGUUGUUCACCCCAUCCAGAUAACAAAACUAGACAAUCGCAAAGAGCCACAAGUAGCCAUUGUAUUAGAAAAACCCUUGGAUGCCAGUGCUGUUGAUGAAGAGCUGUCGGAGCCCAGGAGUGAGACUCUGCAGUCUUUUAUGCGUCACGUUCCCCCACAGAAAGAGUCUGGCACUUUCCUCUCAGUUCCUAAAAAUGUUCUCCAAAGCCUCUGUGAUUAUGAUGCCCGAUACAAGCAGCACCUGAAGUGCAUUUUCCUUGAGGAGGUGGGGCAGUUUAAACCUUGGAAUAUUGCAGAGAGCCUGGCAGAGGAGCUGACAGAGGAAGCACUGACAGACGUAGCAGCUGAGCUCCAGGGCUUAUGUGAGGACUAUGCAGAAGCUGUCUUCACUUCAGAGUUUUUACAGGUGGCUGAGUAAGUGGCUUUUUGAAGAACCUUGGUGAACCUGGCCCUGCAAUGAAAACUCUGUUUGGCCAAAAGAUUGAACCUGACAGAGAUCACUUCUCAGGGAUGGAAUUUGACAAUGCAUGUAUUACUUUCUGUGUGCCUUCUUGGGAAGGCUGGGUCUGGUGGGGUGUGUGCAAUCCAGAAUAAGUGAAUAAUGUUGGGAGAAUUCUGAUUCUUGGGAGCCUGAAAAAAGACACUGUUCCUUUAAAGAGAUGUUAUGUAUUCCAAAGCACCUUUUCCCAAUCAUUUUCAAAGCAUGCACAGCCUUAUUAUCCAUUUUGCAAUUCAUUAGGGCUGAGUAUUUGACAAAUUAUUCCCCUCCAAAGUUUUAUGUCUUGUAAAAGGGGUCACUAAUUUCUUGGCUGAGCUCUUGCACUGGCAGCCAUCUUACAAAAGGAUAACUCAUUGCUCAAGGGCUGAAUCCAGUUAGUUGAGGGGACUGACAGAAAAUGCAGGCUCUGAAUUGUGGAAAGCCCAGUCUUGAAGAUACUACAAAAUUAGCUUCUGGACUCUCUACUGCUGAUCUUGAUAAUGUGGUACCACAUUACACAGUAUUUCAGGUAAUGAAAAAAAAGUAGGUGCCUGCCACUUCAAAAUGUUGCUGACCCUGAGAUUCUAUUCCAGUCUCUGUGAAAAUGAAUAGGGUACUUCUUAGAAGUCCAAGAAGCUGUGAAGAUUCUGCUUUUACCAUGUCAGUGGAUUAUGGCAAUGCUGGCGUUUGGUGGCAUCCAUAUUACCAGGUUCAACCUUGUUCAUCAUUUCUGUUUCCCUUCUGUUCUGCUUAAUUUCAGUGAGUCUUGUUUACAUUUUCUUGGUGUUCUGGGUCAAAAAAAAAAACGUUUGGGGUUCCAUUUGACCCUGAUGUCCCUUCCCAUUGGAAUGCUCUUCUAUCAUUUGUGGUUAGUCUGCUGUAUCUCAUUGUACAGAAGGAAGGGUUCUGCAGUAAUAGCACCAGUUUUAAUCUGAAUUGUCACACUGAGCAACCACUUGAGGCUGAGACAAUGGGGAGUUUCCUUAAGCCAACUUCUUUUGAAAAUAAAAAUUAAAUAUUUAUUUUGCUGUU